Molecule: messenger RNA, 1972 nt
Organism: Grammomys surdaster
Lineage: Eukaryota; Metazoa; Chordata; Mammalia; Rodentia; Muridae
Gene: Shc3
Product: SHC adaptor protein 3
Exons: 12
Coding region: 1-1773 (590 amino acids)
Biological process (GO): cell surface receptor protein tyrosine kinase signaling pathway; intracellular signal transduction
Cellular component (GO): plasma membrane
Molecular function (GO): receptor tyrosine kinase binding
Source: RefSeq, a predicted model, not a curated record
AUGCUUCCACGCACCAAGUACAACCGCUUCAGGAAUGACUCGGUGACAUCGGUCGAUGACCUUCUCCACAACCUGUCGGUGAGCGGCAGCGGCGGCAAGGUCUCGGCGGAGCCUGCGGCGAGCCCCUACCUGGUGUCGGGCGAGGCGCUGCGCAAGGCGCCGGACGAUGGGCCCGGCAGCCUGGGCCACCUGCUCCACAAGGUGUCCCACUUGAAACUCUCCAGCUCCGGCCUGCGUGGCCUGUCGUCGGCUGCCCGGGAGCGGGCAGGAGCGCGGCUCUCGGGCAGCUGCAGCGCUCCCAGCCUGGCGGCCCCGGACGGUGGCAGCGCGACCCCCGGGUCCCGCGCCCCGGCCGCCAGCAUGAGCGCCACCAGGAAGAGCCGGGCCGGCGACGAGCCUCUGCCCAGGCCCCCGCACUCCAGUGACCAGGUGCUGGGGCCGGGAGUCACCUAUGUGGUCAAGUACUUGGGAUGCAUCGAAGUUCUGCGCUCAAUGAGGUCUCUUGACUUCAGUACAAGAACUCAGGUUACCAGGGAGGCCAUCAGCCGUGUCUGCGAAGCUGUACCAGGUGCCAAAGGAGCCUUCAAGAAGAGAAAGCCUCCGAGUAAAACGUUGUCCAGCAUCCUGGGGAAGAGCAACCUCCAGUUCGCGGGGAUGAGCAUCUCCCUGACCAUCUCCACCGCCAGCCUGAACCUGCGCACUCCUGACUCCAAACAGAUCAUAGCGAACCAUCAUAUGCGGUCCAUCUCCUUCGCCUCAGGGGGAGACCCGGACACAACAGACUAUGUUGCCUACGUCGCUAAGGACCCCGUCAAUCGCAGAGCUUGCCACAUUCUGGAAUGCUGUGACGGACUAGCCCAAGAUGUCAUUGGCUCCAUCGGACAAGCCUUUGAACUGCGGUUCAAACAGUAUUUGCAGUGCCCUUCCAAGAUUCCUGCUCUCCAGGACCGAAUGCAGAGUCUGGAUGAGCCAUGGGCUGAAGAAGAAGGAGACGGCGUUGAUCACCCAUACUACAACAGCGUUCCUAGCAAGAUGCCUCCUCCAGGGGGGUUCCUCGAUGCUAGAUUGAAAGCCAGACCCCACGCUCCUGAUACAGCCCAGUUUGCAGGAAAAGAGCAAACUUAUUACCAGGGAAGACACUUAGGAGAUGCAUUUGGUGAAGACUGGCAGCGAGCACCCACCAGGCAAGGCUCCUUGGAUAUCUAUAGCACCCCAGAAGGAAAAACUCACAUGGUUCCUGUAGGGGAAACACCAACCUAUGUCAACACCCAGCCAGGCCCACCACAGGUUUGGCCAGCAGCAACCAGCAGCACCGAGAGCAGCCCACGGAAGGACCUCUUUGACAUGAAGCCUUUUGAAGAUGCCCUCAGAAACCAGCCCCUGGGCCCUGUGUUGAGCAAAGCCGCAUCUGUGGAGUGCAUCAGCCCUGUCGCACCCAGAGCCCCGGAUGCCAAGAUGCUGGAGGAGCUUAAUGCUGAGCCUUGGUACCAAGGAGAGAUGAGCAGGAAGGAGGCAGAGGCCCUGCUACAGGAAGAUGGAGACUUCCUGGUCAGGAAGAGCACCACCAACCCUGGCUCCUUUGUCCUCACGGGCAUGCAUAAUGGUCAGGCCAAGCACCUGCUGCUGGUGGACCCAGAAGGCACGAUCCGGACAAAGGACAGAGUCUUUGACAGCAUCAGUCACCUCAUCAAUUACCACCUGGAGAGCAGCCUGCCCAUUGUCUCUGCCGGGAGUGAGCUCUGUCUCCAGCAACCUGUGGAGAGGAAACCCUGAGCUUGCCCAGCGCCCCAACCCCCAUACCUUAUGCCAGGUCAGGAGGACCUGGGCUCUGCUCUCUCAGCCUAUGGGAACUGGGGCAACUGUCUGUGGGCCCAUCACCUUCAAAAGCCCCCCAGGGAGGUUUCCAUCAAGUUCAAAUUUCAUACAUAUGUUCACACGACUCAGAUAUGCAUAUUAGAAGUGUAUAUACCCA